GCGUUACUGCGGGGCAGCGCUCAUGCUUCUGCCUGGAAGAACCGCACAGAAGGGCAUAGUAGUGAGUGUCAGCUCCCAGGACCAGCUGUAUGAGGAGGGGGCAGGGAGCAGGACUGAGCUCCGCACUUGGGACCCUGCAUGGACGGGGCAGGACGAGAAGUGACUGACCAGCAGCAUCUCCAGUGACCUCAGCACUUUAUCUCUGGAUUACUCGGGCUCUAGGAGCAGAAGAUGCGGUUUCUAUGUCGGACCUUCCUGUGGAUUGUGCCUGCUCUGCUCGUCUGCCCUGCGCUAGGAUCCCGGCCUCGCCUGGAAGAUUUCCCCCCGAGAAUAGUGGAGCACCCGUCUGACCAUAUUGUCUCAAAAGGGGAGCCUGCAACACUGAACUGUAAGGCAGAGGGUCGCCCCACGCCCAUUAUUGAAUGGUACAAAGAUGGUGAGCGGGUGGAGACAGACAAGGACGAUCCUCGCUCUCACCGCAUGCUGCUGCCCAGCGGUUCCCUCUUUUUUCUUCGUAUCGUACAUGGCCGGCGGAGUAAACCUGAUGAAGGGAUUUAUAUCUGUGUGGCCCGGAACUACCUCGGAGAAUCAGUGAGCCGAAACGCGUCUCUGGAAGUGGCACUUUUAAGGGAUGACUUUCGUCAGGCUCCCAGUGAUGUGGUGGUGGCAGCAGGAGAACCAGCAGUAAUGGAGUGCAUCCCACCCAGAGGCCACCCUGAACCCACUAUAUCCUGGAAGAAGGAAAAUGUCCGCAUCAGUGAUAAGGAUGAGCGCAUCACGAUCCGGGGAGGAAAACUGAUGAUCUCCAAUACCAGGAAGAUGGACGCUGGGAUGUACGUGUGUGUGGCGACCAAUAUGGUGGGAGAACGAGACAGUGAACCGGCGCAGCUUGUAGUCUUUGAGCGACCCACAUUUGUAAGAAGACCCAUAAACCAGGUGGUCCUAGCAGAUGAUGUGGUGGACUUUCAGUGUGAGGUUCAAGGUGACCCAAUGCCCACCGCUCGCUGGCGGAAAGAAGAAGGAGAAUUACCCCGAGGAAGGUAUGAGAUUCGCAGUGACAACACGUUGCGGAUCUCCCGGGUGACUGCGGACGAUGAGGGAACGUAUACUUGUAUUACGGAGAACAGUGUCGGCAAAUCUGAGGCCUCUGGCUCUCUCGGCGUUCAUGUUGGCCCAUUCUUUCCUCCUCAGCUGGUGACACGGCCCCGAGACCAGAUCGUUGUCCAGGGGCGCACAGUGACCUUUCAGUGCGAGACCAAAGGGAACCCACCACCCGCUGUGUUUUGGCAGAAAGAGGGCAGCCAGAUCCUGCUUUUCCCCAGCCAACCCCCGCAGACCAUAGGACGCUUCUCUGUGUCUCCCAGCGGAGAACUGACUAUAAUAGACGUCCAGACGGGAGACUCCGGUUACUACAUGUGCCAGGCCAUCAGUGUGGCCGGAAGCAUUUUGGCCAAGGCUCUACUGGAAGUGGAAGAUGCCACGUCAGACCGCGUUCCACCAAUUAUCCGCCGAGGACCCUCCAACCAGACGCUGGCCGUGGACUCUGUUGUUCAGAUGCAGUGUCGCGUGACCGGAAACCCCCUGCCCAGCACACAUUGGCUGAAGGAUGGACAAAGACUUGUGGGGAGUGACCCCAGGAUCAGCAUACUGGACAACGGGACACUACAGAUCACCCAUCUGCAGAGAACAGAUUCCGGCGUUUACGUUUGUGUCGCCACAAGUUCCACUGGAGAAACAACCUGGAGUGGAUACUUGGAGGUGCAAGAAAAAGGUUCCCUGGUACACAUGCAGCCAGCAGAGCCAAACCUGGUGCCUGGACCCCCUUCCAAACCUCUUGUCACUGAUGUUUCCAAAAAUAGCGUCACUCUAACAUGGCAGCCACAUCCGCAGUCCGGGAACACGCAGGUGUCGUCCUACAUCAUUGAGGCUUUCAGCCAAUCGGCGGGCAGUACAUGGCAGACGGUAGCAGAUAACGUAAAGAUGGAGAAACACACAGUCGUCGGCCUGAACCCGAACACAGUCUAUCUCUUCAUCAUUCGAGCCCUGAACUCGUAUGGCCUCAGCGAUCCUAGUCCGAUAUCUGAGCCCGUGCGCACUCAGGAUGUCAGUCCUACACGUCAAGGCGUCGACCACCGCCAGGUACAGCGUGAGCUCGGGGAGGUGGUGGUUCAACUUCAGAAGCCGAUAAUUCUCACCUCCUCCACAGUGCAGGUCACAUGGACGGUCGACCGCCAAGCACAGUUCAUCCAGGGCUAUAGAGUCAUGUAUCGGCCCAAAUCCAGUGUCUGGGUGGUCCAAGAUGUGAAGUCGCCCACCGAGCGCAAUGCCAUCCUGGUAGACCUGAAGAGAGGCACAGAAUACGAAAUAAAAAUCCGCCCCUAUUUUGAUGAGUUCCAAGGCAUGGACAGUGACAUCUUGUUGGUGCGCACCCCUGAGGAAGUCCCCAGUGCUCCACCACAGUCUGUCGCUGUAGUGACAGUCGGCACCAGUAACAGCACGAAUAUCAGUAUUACAUGGGAACCUCCUCCUGUAGAGCACCAACAUGGCCUUAUCCAGGAGUAUCGGAUUUGGUGUUUAGGAAACGAGUCCCGCUAUCAUAUAAACAGGACAGUGGAUGGCACGGUGCACAGCACAGUUAUUCGGGGCCUGGUUCCGGGGAUUCUGUACCGUGUUGAAGUCGCUGCUGCCACGAGUGCCGGAUUUGGAGUUAAGAGCCAGCCAAUCACCAUCCAGAUCAAACCCUCCUCUGAUCAUAUUUCCAUUAACACCGGAGAUAGCGUCAGUCUGACAGAGCAGAUCACAGAUGUUGUGAAGCAGCCAGCCUUCAUUGCAGGCAUCGGUGGGGCUUGCUGGGUCAUCUUGAUGUGCUUCAGCGUCUGGAUAUACUGCCGCAGAAAGAAGAGGAAGGAGCUGAGUCAUUAUACAGCCUCCUUCGCCUACACCCCAGCAGUGUCAUUUCCUCACACUGAGGCCUCCAGUCAUAUAACGGCCAGGCCUGGCAUGUUGGCAACUAGUGCUUCCAACUACCCCUGGCUGGCUGAUUCCUGGCCUGCAACCAACCUUCUGAGAAAUGGCAAGCCCAAGGAGGCUGCGGUGAACUGCUGCCCUGGAAAUCACAACCCCUCAGAGAGAUACUAUAAUGAUGCUGGGAUCUCCAACUACAUUGCCCAAACAGAGAAAUUUGGGACUGGGGUGUCAGACGGACCAAUCUAUAGCACCAUUGACCCCACCAGCGAUGACAUGAGGACUUUUAAUGGAGUUUAUUCACAGCACGCUACUCCUUAUGCCACCACACCUGUUGUACCCUAUGGAGGUCAGAACCUGCACUCUCCUGAGUCAGAAGACAAUGCCUGGAACGUCCAGGCUGGAACGUCUGGAAUCCUGUAUGCACAGCCUGAGCGAAACAAGGCCGAAAACGUCAAUAAGCCUGGCAAACAGAAAUCGAUGGGGAAACCAGUUAAGACGCCAUCUCUAAAUUGGACUGAAGUGUUGCCACCACCACCACCAGCCAACGAGCUGAAUCAGUUCCAGGACGAAGACUCUGACGUGGAAAUGAAUUCUGAGACAGAAGAAUGGUGUCCACCAUUACCAGAAAGGACAUAUUUGAUGGAGAACAUUCCAGAAGAUUGUCCUCCUCCUCCCCCUCGUGGAGAAGCUUCUUCUCCGGCACAGUCGUAUGGUCAACAGUCCACUGCUACACUUACCCCGUCCCCCCGAGACGAGCUCCAUGAGUCAGAGGACAUCCCAAGGCUGCAAGAGUUUGACCUUCCCCCUAAUCCCAGGCGGAUGCCAACUGGAUCUGUACCAAUGCAAAGAGCCCCCAGUCCUCCUCUGAUACAGUCCCAUACAGAGGGUGGAGAGACGCCACGGCAUGGACACAGACGGAACCUCAGCCAGAAUCCAACGCUUAGCUCAGAGAAUGUCAAUUACCCCAACAUAGGAAAAGCACAACCCCUGUCGGGAGACAUCGGCACUCCCCCUGGACAGAAAUCAAAAGGCAAAAAAAAAUCUAAGUCCGCUCACUAUCGACGGGAAGCUAAGCAGGGAGAUCUCCCCCCACCGCCAGAGCCCCCUCCUGCUGAUGAAGAACCAGGCUCCCCCCGCAUGGAAUACUGCGGAUCGUCACUAGAGAGAGAGGCCUGUGCCACGUCUUCUGUUGAGAGAAGAUCUGGAGCAGGACACCAGCGAGGGGGUACAUCGCACCCACCUUACCACAGAGAAGAUGAAGAAAUCAUUCCAUACAGUAAACCCAACUUCCUGUCCAGAAGUCAGAUAUCCAGCAAUUGCUCCACAUCAGGAAGCAGCUCGUCCCGGGGGUCCGCAGGGUCCAGGAAUUAUCCAUUUGGAAGAAGCAAAACAGGGGAAAGGAAAGAGGACAAGAGAUGAGGAGACCUCGGCUGCCGCUGGAGUAACUUUACUGCCAACCGAGGCGUUGUACACGGAGAUGUUUCAUCAAAGACACUUUAAAACUUUUCCAGUAUUUUCCAUUCAUGGCUUAUUUAUGACGUUUUUUUAAGAACUUUUUUCCUUCGUAUUUCUCAUGUAAAUAUUUGCGCCCAUUUCCGGCGACUUGAACUGGAGAAUGGAAAUGACGUUACUAUAUUUAUAAAAUUUACAAAAUGCAAGUUGUACAUUAUAAAAAAAAUGUUGCUGUUUUUGAAUGUGCCAAGUUUUCUAGCCAGUACGAUGUUUGCACUCUCGCUUGUACAGAAUGACAGGACUGAAAUUAAAGAAAAGCACAAGGCUUGUUGCAUGCGGCCCCCGGGAGAGAGGAUGGAGAGCAGGAGCAGGUGCAAGAUUUUUGGCGCCAGUUGGAGACAUGGCAGAAGAGAUUGGUGCCCACACAGCGCAAACUCAACACAGACUUUUAAUGACCUGGGGAUCUUGAGCCUAAAAUAUGUCCACAUUAUGAAAGCAGCCAACGGAAAGUGGGAGGAGCCAAUGGGGGCAGAUCUUCAUAGAAGCCGUCACUGUGACAGACGACCCCUUUGGUCUAUUACAAGUGGCGCUGUUGAGGCAGCGUCAUGUGACUGCACUUGUAAUAGGCCCAAAAUUAAUUUUGUAUGCUACAAAUAAAGAUUUUUGC
Messenger RNA from Bufo bufo (common toad), 5086 nucleotides. RefSeq names its product roundabout guidance receptor 3 (gene ROBO3). The record is from RefSeq and is a predicted model, not a curated record. Gene Ontology annotation, molecular function: protein binding. The transcript is spliced from 29 exons. Gene Ontology annotation, biological process: cell-cell adhesion; axon guidance. Gene Ontology annotation, cellular component: axon; plasma membrane. The coding region runs from base 232 to 4386 and encodes 1384 amino acids. Lineage: Eukaryota; Metazoa; Chordata; Amphibia; Anura; Bufonidae.